AUGGCGGGGCAGUGCAGCCGGUUAUUGGACCUAGCAAAGGUUCAAUGCCGAGUGUUUUCCUUGAACUUCAAUCCGGAUGGGCUACGGCUUGGCAACAAGGUUUUGCGACAGAGACUACGAGGUCCAGCGUUGACAUCAUGGUAUCCGAAGAAAGUUGUCUCUUUCCGAGAUCUACGAACAACAUGCAACUCGCUGGGUCUGACGACUUUUGACGAGGCCGAAGACGACAGAGAAGAGGCUAUCCAGAUUGCGAAAUUGAGAGGGAAGGGAAGACCGAAAAAGAAACGAACUGCUGCAGAGUCCCGAAGUGCCAAGAAAAAGAAAUAA
This is a messenger RNA of Aspergillus puulaauensis, 327 nucleotides long. It is a transcript of the gene RSM27, whose product is annotated as mitochondrial 37S ribosomal protein mS33. Bases 1 to 327 code for a protein of 108 amino acids. Lineage: Eukaryota; Fungi; Ascomycota; Eurotiomycetes; Eurotiales; Aspergillaceae. The transcript has 4 exons. The record is from RefSeq and is a predicted model, not a curated record. Gene Ontology annotation, cellular component: mitochondrion.